Hydra vulgaris (swiftwater hydra) is the source of this 2487-nucleotide messenger RNA. The record is from RefSeq and is a predicted model, not a curated record. Lineage: Eukaryota; Metazoa; Cnidaria; Hydrozoa; Anthoathecata; Hydridae.
AUGGACUAUUAUUGUCAAGUCGAGUUCUGUAGAAAAGGGUUUUACAAUGCACGAGGAUUAAUCAAUCAUAUGAUGUUGCAUCAUAGUCAUGAAAAACAACUGAGUUUGUCGUGUAGUUUAGAUAGUUGUGGUUAUCGUUAUAACACUGUUAAUACCUUUAGGUGUCAUCUUUUCAAAUUUCAUGCGUCUCAUCUUGUUUCCAUAAUUUCCGAUAAACUGACUGAUCUAUCUGAAAUUACAUGUGAACAUACAGAAGAAAGUGAUAGAGAAGAAAAUAUCGUGGAAAAGGAAACAGAGAACAUAACCAUUAUUGAGAGUGUGGAUGAAAAUGCCAAUAAACUUAAUACAGAGUUUUCUGAUUUUUUAAAAUGUUUUGGAAAUAAUGUAUGUAUAGCACAGCUACAAUUGCGCGAAAAACACAUGUUACCUCUUUCAGCAGCUUCUGAUAUAUGUGAUAUGGUUAAAUAUUUACUUGAUUUGUUUCAAAAUAGUUUUGUAUCAUUAAUAAGACAAAGGCUUAAGGUACUAAAUAUUGAAUCAGAUGACGAUUCUGUGUUGAACCAAAUAUUAAAAUUUUCCUCAAUUUAUGACAGAGUGUCCCAAUUAUUUGCAACAGAUCAUCUUAAAAUGUUAUAUAUGCUAAAUAACCUUGAAUUUGUUCCACCAAAAGAACUUGACAUGCCAGCUAAUGAACUUCACCAGUUUAAUGAAAGUGUUGAUGGUUCUAACAAUGAAAUAAGCAGUGAAAUAUUGUCGCCACCUCUUAUAACAAACACAGAUGAUAUAUGGGCGAGCUGUGAACGAAAUCGUCUAAAACCAGUUGAAAAUGAUGGCAUUAUACGAGAUUACUCUGAUGGCACACAUUUUAAAUCAUUAAAUGUUAAUAACAAUAAAUUUAUACGUUUACAUUUGUAUAAUGAUGAGCUAGAAAUAUGUAAUGCACUAGGAAGCAGACGGGGUACUCACAAGAUUUCAAUUUUUUAUUUUAUAGUUGGGAAUGUUGACACUCAUUUAUGGACAAAUCUCGAUCACAUUCAUUUAGUAUUAGUUGCCCAAUACAGUGCUGUCAAAAGGUUUGGAUAUGAUAAAGUUCUAAAUAAACUUAUGCAUGAUGUGAAAUUGCUUGAAAUAUAUGGACUUGAUUUAAAUAUUGAUGGCAGUAUUGAACAUGUAAAUGGUUCUAUUGUUACAUUCUCUGGUGAUAACUUAUCCUCUCAUUCUUUUGGUGGUUUUUCUACUUGCUUUUCAUCUAGCAGAAUUUGUCGCCACUGCAUGGUUUCGUUUAGGUUUAUUUCAGAUGUUCAUUCAGAAUCUUCGUGUCAGUUGCGAACAAUAGAUUUACAUAAAUAUCAUGUUCAACAAGUGAAGACUGAUAAGUCACUUGUAUAUGGUGUUCUUUCUCGUUGUUCUUUAUCUAGUUUACAAUAUUUCAAUGCAAUUGAAUGUUUCCCACCUGAUUUUAUGCAUGAUGGACUUGAAGGACUUUUGAGUGUUAAUUUUUCAAUUGUUUAUAGCAUUCCAGAUAGUUGUGAUAAACCUGCUGUAUCAUGUAUUCCAAAUAAUUUGGGAACAACCAAUAAAAGAAUCCAUGGAAAAGCAGUAGAGAGAUGGUUGCUAUUUUAUUUUUUGCCAGUUUUUGUCAGUUGCCUAGUAAAAAAUCCUGAUAUACUCCUAAAUAAUAAUUUUUGGCAGCUUCAUUUGCUUUGUCGACAGAUAGUACAAAUCAUUUUGGCUCCAGAAAUUGAUAUAAAUUGGAUACCUAUUCUUGAGCAUCUCAUUCAAAGACACCAUUCUCUACUUGAAUGCAUUAGUCCUGUUUCAUUUAUACCUAAAAUCCAUUAUUUAGUACAUUAUCCUAGAUUACUAUUACAUUUUGGACCUCUGCAACACCUCUGGGUAAUGAGAUUUGAGUCUAAACAUCAAUAUUUUAAACAGAUUGCACGCUGUGUAAAAAAUUUUAAAAAUAUAACAUUCACUUUGACACAACGACAUGAAAUGCGUAAGUGUGUUACAAAUUUCGGAAGAAGCCCAUAUGUUAAGGGUCCAGAAAUUUUAGGUAGUCAGAAAAUUUUAUCUAUAAGUUCAAUUCCAUUUGAACUUGUAGAUGCUAUUAAAAAUAGGUUUGGUAACACCCAUCAAAUAAAUAGAGCUGAGCAGUUUAUAUCCACUACUAAACUUAGAAUUAAUGGACAGGUUUUUUAUACAACAACGUCUACUAUUUGUCAGAAAAAAGCUAGCAAUGACUUGCCCCUAUUUGGAAAAGUUAAAUAUAUAUUAUUGUUUCAAGGAACAUGGAUUAUUUGCUGUGUUUUGCAAAUAGCAAAAGAAUAUAUUGAAUUUGCUGAUUUUUAUACUAUAGAGUGCUCUGACAAUUGGGUUGUAGUGAUACCUGGAGAACAUGCCAAUCAUUCGUCCCUGGGAUCCUAUUUUGUCAAUAAUCAGGAAGGCAUUUUGUUUCGUCAUCGCGUAUGCAUAGAAGAGAAAUGA